Messenger RNA from Penicillium taxi, 4263 nucleotides. RefSeq lists its product as uncharacterized. The coding region runs from base 1 to 4263 and encodes 1420 amino acids. Lineage: Eukaryota; Fungi; Ascomycota; Eurotiomycetes; Eurotiales; Aspergillaceae. Gene Ontology annotation, biological process: tRNA splicing, via endonucleolytic cleavage and ligation. The transcript has 3 exons. Gene Ontology annotation, molecular function: protein binding; nucleic acid binding. The record is from RefSeq and is a predicted model, not a curated record.
AUGAGUGAUGUCGAGGCAGUCUCUUUACCCGCUGCCCUGGACGUCGGUUCCAAUCCCCUCUCUGUAUUAAAGGAACAUCCAUCGGAAUUAUCAGCACUGACUCAUGGGAACCCGGCUCAACCUGCUCGUAGUAGUCAUGAUUUGGAUACCGGGGCAUUAGAUGAUGACGGACAGGGUCCCCCAAGCCCCAAAGCUGACUCGGAGGCAGAAACUAUUAUUCAGUCUGGUCGGGAGUCGCUGUCACCAGAGAAGAAAAGGAAACACAUAAGACACGACCCGAAUCGUCAGGGAUUUGACUCGGUCGACGGUUCGCUUUCCAAGAAACCGCGCAUUAAUGCCGACCGAAGGCAUUCGCGCUCUAGGUCGCCCAUUUCAUCCGAACGUGCAAAAUCUCCCCCGUCAGCUGUCAAAAUCGAGGUGGAUGAUCCAGAAUCUGUAACACGCGAUUUGCUAAAGCGUAAUGGCACGAGCGAACAUUCAAAGCCUCAAAUUUACCGCAAGAGAAGUUUCAGUGACAGUGUGGAUGAAAAGGGUGACCGCCACAUUGAUUCACGCCUGGGAGUCACCCCUGAUCUUAAACAAAAUAAUCACCUAUCACGACCAAUCUCCAACGCUCGCUCAAUAUCCCCUACUCGCUCAUCUCAUCAAAGAUCUGUUUCUGGUUCCCAUAUUAUCUCCAAGAAAAGGGUACCCACCCCUUUUCUUACUGCUGGUUUCCAACGGCAAGCCUCUGAGGACAGACUUUCUACAUCCUCAUCUGCCAGCGGUUCCCCGUUACCAAGCCUACAGCUGCGGAAGCUUGGCUCUGGGAUAGGUGCGUCGGCGUCUCCCGCCAAGCAUUUGGGUCCGAAGAAGUUGCGUGAUAAGAGUGGUCGCACGCCUCUUGCAAGAGCAUGUGCCGAUCGAAAAUACGACCAAGUAAUUAUUCGCCACAGCGAACGUCCCGAAGAUCUGAAUGUUCCCGACAAUGCUGGCAACACUCCUUUACAGAUUGCCUCCUUGAGUGGAGAGGCUCCGAUCGUCAAGUUUCUUCUGGAUGCCGGCUGUGAAAUCAACUCUAAAAACAUCGACAAAGAUACCCCUCUUAUUGAUGCGGUGGAGAAUGGAAACGUCGAAGUGGUGAAACUUUUGCUCGAAGCGGGAGCAAAUCCUCGCACUGUCAAUGCGUCUGGGGAUGAACCUUACGAGCUAGUACCGCAAGACUUAGAUGACGACGAAUACCGGGAGAUCAGGAAAGCACUGGCUGAUGCCAAGGCAAGCUCAAGACCUAACCGACGCUCAGAAGAGCAAAUUGGUCCACAUAUUAGGGCGUCCUCACGGCGAGCAUCAGCUGCAAGUCCAUCUCGGAGUCCCCCACCUUUGGGUAGCGUAGUCAGUCGCCGCAAAACUGGUCGAAGCGAAGCCACACGGAAUGAUCUAUUGUGGACUCAGCCAACAUCAGAGAAGCUGAGAGAUUUUGCGGCAAAGGGUGACGAACAAGGCGUAGUAAGCAUUUUGAAUAUCCUGCAGAAAGCCGAUGACGCAUCCCUGAUUGCUGCUGCCAAGGGUGGCCACCACGAUGUGCUUUCACUUAUGUACGCAAUGGGUGAUGCAGACGCAGAUCCAAAUCCAGUGCGUGGUGGUGGUCAUAAGCCUGGUUAUAAUACUCCUAUGCUCGCUGCCAUUGGCCGAGGUAAUACCGCAGUCAUCAAACUCAUCCUCAACCAACCCGGUUUCAACCCCACCCGUCGACUGUUUGAGAAUAGAACCUACUAUGAACUAUCACGAUCCCGUCAGGGUGAGAAUUGGGAGGAAGAAUAUGCCGUUUUAAAGGCAGCAUACGAGAAUUUUUCAGGAUCUGACAAAGCCAAGAACUCUCCUCGUCGUGCUCGAAUCAAGGACAAGGAUGAGAAACGAAAAGCUCGACGAGAAUCCUCCUCUCCCGUUCCUCGUUCGAAGAAAUUGGAUGACAGCCAUCGUUUACCCAGGGACGUCGAUUCCUUGAAGGAAAAGCGUCGUGAGAAAGUGAAGGAGAAAGAAAAGGUUGUCCCGCGUGCCCAAGGAAUCACUCGCGACGCUAGCGAUAACGCGCUUGCCAGCUCCGACCAUGAUUCAUCCCAGAACGUGAAGUCUAAAAAGUCUGCUUCAUCGCGAAGGGGUAGUGAAUCGAGUGGUGUGGCUCGAACGGAUGAGGUUCGCAAACGACGACUCAUUGCUGGUCGCCGCCCACAGGAACAAAAUCGACGACCGAGCCUCUUUUCAUCCGAUUCAAUGUCUGGCCGCGAAGAAGCUCCGAAAUCCCGCCCCGAAACCUCUCCUGAUAACUCUUCUCUUAAACGCCUUCGCCCCGAUAACUCCCCAGAGCGUUCUCGCUCCCGUGGCACAGACAGUGACCGCUUAUCCCCUAGUUCACGAAAAAAGAAAAGACGAGUUCUCCAAGAUGAGACGUCCUCUAAUCUUGCAAACAGUUCCCGGAAAAACAACGAGCAUGUUGAUGGUGACAAAAAACCCCGACCCCAAGAAGAUUCCCUACGAAGUGCGUAUGCUGUCACGCGAAAACCUGCUCAAACCUCGAAGGAAUCCACACCCUCGCGGCCUUCGAUAAAUUCAGAUUCCAUUAAGAAAAAUGAAGAUGUGAAGGUAGAGCAAUCCGAACCUCCAACCAAGCCUGUUGCAGAAGUCACAGUUGAUGACAAACAGGCCGAGUUGGCGGCAGAAAAACUUCAGAGGGAUGAGGCCAAGAAAGCCGAGAAAGAUCGUGUGGCAGAAGAAAAGCGCCUCGCUGAAGAGGCCGAAAGCGCUCGUCUCGCCAAAGAGGAAGCGGAUAGAGCCGCAUGUGAAAAGGUUGAGGAAGAUGAACGCAAGCGCAAGGAAGUCGAAGAAAAGCGUGCAAAGCUUGCCGAGGAUGAGCGUUUGAAGCGAGCGGAACAGGAACGCUUGCGCAAGUCGAAAAUGCGCCGAGACCAGGAGGCUCAAGAGCGACGCCGUCGAGAUGCCCUCCCGGGCCGCCUUCGUGUCGCCGCUCACCUGGUCGGUUCCCAAGAGCACCGUGCCAAAAGCCAUGAAUGGCUUAAGAAUUUCAUGCCUCUAGUAACGGCGACAACCCGACAGCUCCAGGGCCGACAGCUUCAGGUCAAUGGUUUUGAUGAGACAGCAGACGAGAGAUGGAUUCCAAAUUACUUGGUUGCGCCCCUACUAGCUACCAACGACCUUCAGUUGUCGCAGUAUGCUAGCUGGGAGAAGCGUAACGCGACCGCAACUCAACGCAUGAAUCUCUGGCGAUGCAGUCGCCGGAUGUUAGUGUACACCGACGAUCCCAAAUAUAGCGAUGCAUCGUUUGGGGACAUUAUGCAGUUGAAUUGCGAGACACGACCCAAGUAUUUUGAAAUGGAACAUAUCUUCUGGAUCAGACUUUCUGACUUCAUGGACCUCGUCCCUCACAUUCCUCAUCUCAACGGACUCGAUCUUGAAUUCGUGAGCAUGCACAUUGAUCCCGAGCCUUCUCAACCCAACGGUCAACCUCACCUAAACGGUUAUACUCCAGCCUAUAUCGAAACAAAUGGUUCUGGGAUGAAUGGCCAUGGCUACUCACGGCCAAACUUCAGCACCUCAAUACCCAACAUGGCUUACAAUAAAGAAAACCGCCCAGCCCAAGAGCUAUCAGCUCUAGCCCAACUGAUCGAAUCGACCUCCACCGAAUCCCCCCUCGCUGCAACAACAGUUCAAGUCCUCCAUAACCUCCAACACCAACACAACUGGACCUCUCUUCAAACCCACGAUAUCUCCAGCCAUGCCUCAGAAAUAAGCCCGUCCACCCUAUCUGCAUCAAUAGCAGUCCAAACAAUCAUCUCAGGAAUCCCUCCAAACCGCAUAUACACCCACCCGGACGAACAACUCUAUAUGCUAGAAAAAGGUCUACGAGAAGAAGAUCUCCGUCCAGAGCGCCUAUUCGUCCUGCCAACAGCGCAAGGCCAGUCAUGGAGUCUGCGUCAGAUGGCAGGUGUGUUUGAUUCACUGGGCGAUAUCCACAUCUUGACUGAGGACGAGAGUGUGUCUGCUGCGGCUGAUGCGUCUACAGAAGCAGAAAAUGAAGCUGAAGCAGUAAAUGAGGCUAAAGAGAAAUUAUUAGAGGAGUUUUAUGUCAGGAAGGAAAAUGCGAAGCUGGAGAAGGAGUGGGGGUCGCAAAGGGUAUUGCUUGCUAUGGUUGAUAAAGCUAUGGGUGGGGAGGGGACUGUUGUUUAUUAUGUUGUGCAAGAGGGGGAGGUUAAGCCGAGGCAGAAUUAG